AUGCGAGCCUUUUGCCCCGACGCCGUACUCUACGCCAAGCACUUUAGUAUUGCCACCAUCAACGCCAACAAGAAGUUUGCGACGGGGCACCGCCCGCCCGAGGACGCGGCGGCCCGACCGGGGCAGGUGCAGUCGUUUGGCCUCGGAAACCUGAUGAACUCGGCGUCCGAGAAAGCGGUGCUGCUCCAAAACCUUCGCUGGCAGCGCGAAACUCUCUUUGUCCUCGCUGGGAACGCCGUUGCUGGCGUCGUUGCCUAA
Molecule: messenger RNA, 258 nt
Organism: Saprolegnia parasitica CBS 223.65
Lineage: Eukaryota; Oomycota; Saprolegniomycetes; Saprolegniales; Saprolegniaceae
Exons: 3
Coding region: 1-258 (85 amino acids)
Source: RefSeq, a predicted model, not a curated record